Durusdinium trenchii is the source of this 4023-nucleotide messenger RNA. Lineage: Eukaryota; Dinophyceae; Suessiales; Symbiodiniaceae. The record is from the annotation of a GenBank genome assembly.
AUGUGGCUGCAUGGGAGUCUGGGUUGGCUCCUUGUCCUAGCUUGGUAUGUUUGCGCAGCACCGGAGCCAGAACAUGUUGCAGCGAGUUUCGCAGGAAAAACAGAGCCAGAACCUCCUGUAGCAGAUCAUGACGAAGAAAGUGCCGGCGUUGGUGCUUGUAGCCAGUGUCCCGUUCGGUUGCUGGAGGUGGUGAAUGAAGAGGCUCCUGAUGCGGCUCAGCUCCAAUUGAAUGAUGCAGGUCUCCGAUAUUUGGAGUCCCAGCGCUCACCGCUGUUCCUGAUCCCAGCCUUGGGCGUCUACCGUGGGGGCAAGUCUCUGUUGCUGAAUCGUCUCAUGCAGCGGCAAGCGCCUUAUGCCCAGAGCUUUGGGAUUGGCCAUGGACAAGAAACCUUCACCAGAGGAAUUGAGAUCUGUGCUGAAGCCCUGCCAAAUCACGGGGGCACAGUGGUUUGGAUGGACACUGAGGGGCUAUUCUCCUCUGAGGAUGCGCGAAGUGCCUAUGGGCCAAAGAUUUUUAGCCUCGCCCUUCUCUUUUCCUCUGUAGUACUUCUAAACAAUCUCAAGGUCCUGAACCAGCAGUUCUUCGUAUUCUUUGAAGAGCAGCAGCAGGUGGCCCGAAUCCUACGCGAGGGCCUGCGUUCUGAAGGCAUGCGAAGUGACCUGCUACUUCCAGAGAACCUGCCGAUCGUCUGGGUCUUGCAGCAGCCCAUCAACUUUGCAGCCUCUGCCGAGGCCAGUCGACAUCAGUUGGAUUCUUUUCUGACCAUUCAAGACAAAGCUCGCGAAAGAAUCAAAGAUUCCUUCAAGCACCUCAUCCAUGAGGUGCCCACUGCCACGCAUGAUGCAAGGCAGUGGUCCAAGUUGGAUCAGGUUUCAGACAACCAGUUGCUGCUAGAGUACGUCUCAGCCACAAAAGACUUGCGAUACAUACUGCUCACACAGUUGCAGACGGCCAGACCACUGCAAGCUCCCAGUGUGGCGGCACAGCUGAGGAUGUAUGUGGACCUGGUGCAAAAGGACCACUUCAGCAUUUCCUUAGCAAAAGAAGCCUUUGAGGACUCCCAUGUGGCACAGCUCUGUGAGAGCUUUGGACAGAAUGCGCAGGACUUGGCUUCUGGCUUGCCCGCUGUCAACCUCUCCUUGGCCAUGAACAUGUCGGAGCAGUUGAUCCAAGAGCAGCGUGACAUGAUCAUCAGAGAUUUUCACCUCGGUGAUGCUUUCCUACGCCGCUUGCAGCAAUGUUUAGACAGGAAGCGGCUGGAGUUGGAAGACAUGAAUGGGGAACUGGUCUUAGAAGAAUGGCAAAAGGAUGUUCACAAGGUCGCGGAGUCCGGACGCUGCUUCAUCCUCUCAAAGCUUGCUUUGGAGCUCCCACGGUACAGAAGCAAGUACGGCCCUGUUUUCAGCAAACCACUGGAGGCGAAGGCGAGGGACUUUGCCUUACAAGUGCAACGUUCACGUGUGGCGGGAUGUGUCCUUUUGCGACACUUUGCUGUGCCUGUUGCACCAUGGUUUGCCUGGCCAAUCAUGGCUCUUUAUAUCCGUCAGGGCGUUCUUUCGGGCAUUUUGACCAUGGGCGUCCAUGGGGUAGUUCUGGCAGGAAUUUACUCAAUCCUGCAGUUCAUGGGUCGUCUGCCUUUCUACGUAGAUUUGGACUACCAAGUCUUGAGGCAGCAUCCAGGCCUCUUGGAGUGGGUGAUGAGAUACCCACAGAUCCCCUGGGACUUACUGUCCCAGAUCUGUGGGAUUCUGGGUUGGAUCCGGGUGGCUUGGAUUCUGGGAUCGCAGAUGUUCAGACCAGUGGAGACCAGAACCAUUGGACAGCUCUCCAAUCUGGAGCUCAAGGUGAACACCCUAUUGGAGCGUACAGAGGCUGAUGUCAAGGAGAAGAUUGUCACUUCUGCGCUGGAGGCAGCGCUAAGCAUCGACAGCAACGAUCCAGCAGCAGCUGCAUUGUCUUUGGUCAAGGGCCUUAUGGUUGUCAGCCAGGUGGGCAGUUCGGAUACGCACUUCGCCUACCUCUUUGAGGCUGAGCAUCGAAGCCUUGCACGUGCCACAGUGAAGAGCUUUCACUUUCCGGACAAAGACUCCCAGUCUCGGUGCGCGGCAUCCUGUAAGAAGGAUUCGAGUAAACUGCUGCGCCUUGCAAUCAGCAAUGAAUGGGAUGAGCUGAUUCCAGCCAUGGUGGUGACCUUGGAGAAACUCAGUGGACGAAAGGAUGUGAAGGAUGGUGUGACGAGCUCCAAACCUUCCAGAAGGCUCUUUCAGGAUGUGGAGGAUGAUGAGGUUGAAGAGGCUCAGGAGCAGAGCUGCUGUGGGUGCUUCUGCAGGUUCUGCAUCGUCCUGCUUUUGGUGCUUGCAGGUUUCGUAGGUGCGGCAUGGCUGCUGGAGUUCUCCAGUCGAGCUGGAUUACUUCCAACGGCAGAGUCGACAUUGCCCAAUUCAAAGGUCUCUGAGCAGAAAGGCUCCCUAGAUGACUUUGAAUUGCUCAGCAAGGUCAACUUCACCGCGACCACAGCACACGCCCCACCCGAAGUGGUCAUCACAUUGGAGGUGAUCCUCUACGACCUGGGGGAGGAGUCUGAGUACCCAAAUCGUGUGGAUGUGUAUGCUCCAUCAGGCUACAAAUUCCUACUGAGCUGCUUUGCGCCGGGAGAGCGAGAGCGCCUGAAGAACAACCUGGUGUCUUGCCGGGAACGAUGGACGCUCUUCAAUGGGAACUACUUGAGCGGUGCCAUUCUGAUGGCCGCCGACAAUGGAGUGCUUCCACGGGACAUGCCACUGACGAUUAAGCUCCUGUGCAGUACACCGCCGCUCACACCAGAAAGGAAUUACUUCUUUGUGGUGACGAAGCAGCGGGAAGGGGAUGCUGGCUGGGGCAUGACCACCAAGAGCUUUGACAUCACUCCAAUGCCAGUAACCAUCCGCUACACCGGUGUGGCUGGCGCUGAGGUGCCAAUGUUCAUGGCCUUGCAGAUUCGAUUUCCUCUGCCAUGGGGUGGAAAGGUGCACAUCACUGCGCCACUGGAGUACCAAAUCCUUUGCCCCAUUUCCAAGGUUUUGCUUGCGCCGGACAACUUCCGGUUGCCCAACUGCACCCACGAGGAUCCUAUCCUCAAUGGAUGCUUUGGGCUUCCCCUGGUCGGAGAUCCAAAUGCCGUUCUUGAUCCCUUGCUGCCGAUUUGCGAUCCUUGGCAUGAAGUCUUGCUGGACUUCGAGCUGCCUUGGUGGAGCCAGCUGGAUCCAGAGGAAAAUGAAAAUUUGCCGCCGAUCCCCACGGUGGCUUUGCAGGCGAAUACGGAGCUGCUGUGGUCAAUCACAGUGAAGGUGCCAUUUAACACUCCGAAGAUACGGAGCAGCAAUGUAUUCCGGGUACGCGUGAUGGAUGCCAACAAAGUCGCGACUGAUGGGAACUUAUGGCUUCCUGGGGAAGAGGUUCGCACAAUCCCACGUGUCCAAGACUUCAAGAUUUGGUUCACAACGCCGGUGCCUGCCUCGAUGAUGUCAGUGGCGAUUCAUUUCUCUUUCAACCAGACUCUGCCGCGUGGCGAAGAGGGCAGCACGCCCUUGCGAGUCAUUGAAAUCAUGGCGCCGGAAGGGAUCGAGCUGAAAGUCCGUCGACCCAAAGAUGUGCAAAGACUGAAGAGAGAUGACUAUGUGCCCGUGACGGAAUGGAACUGGACAGACAUUUUGCCUCGCCAGCUUUGGUUUGGCCUUGAUAUGACCAAGAAUGUGACGGGCACCUUCCACUACUCUUUCCCGGCCUUGACGCCAUCGGAAGAGCAAGGCAUGCCCUACGACAACCUUUGGCAGGUGAAACUUUGUUCAGAUUCACCCAUGUGCUCGAGCCAACUGCUGUCCAUUCCCAUCCCUGGCUUCUUCUUUGGCGAGGAACCUGCAGAAGAUCUUUCGGAGGAAGCACAGGAAAUGUUGACUGGUGGCUGGGCAAUUCGCUCGACUCUGCCGUUCUGGCUGUUGCACUGCCUAUGUUGGGUUGUGGCAAUCAAUGCCGUGGACAGCUGA